AUGGCAGUGGCUCAAUCUUCGUCGAUCAAUGAAGCAUACUCACCUCUCCCCUAUCUUUACGCCGCCACCACUCAAGCUGCAUCUCCCGCAGUCUUUUCCCCCAAACAAACCCUAGAAUUCCCCCUCCGAACCCCCAAACUCUCCUACCGAUCGACAUUUCUCCGCCCCGUUGCCGCCGUCGCCGAGGGGAAGGUUGUAGAGCUAGGCGAUGAAAUUUCAAACCUAACCCUUGCAGAUGCACAAAAACUAGUUGAGUACCUCCAAGACAAGCUUGGAGUCACCGCCGCCUCCUUUGCUCCUGCUGCGGUUGUUGCCGCACCUGGCGCUGGAGCUGAAGCACCUGCUGCAGAGAUCAUUGGCAGCUCCACCACACCUGAAGUUCCCAUGUACCCUCUUCAGUUAGAUGUUGUAAAGCAUCUUGUGAAACUGUCACCAGUCAGGGCUGUUUUAGCAUGUGUUUUUGGGAAUUGUAUUUUAUAUGGUGGCAAUGACUACUCAUCAACCAUGUCAGGCUCGUUGACUGAUGGGCCAGGGUUUCUGACCUUGAAUCGGUGGAUACAAAUGCAAACUAAUCUUCACCGAGUUUCAGAGGUAGCUGUAACUGCUGAGCAUUCGGUUAAUGAUGGAAUUGAGGCGAAAACUUAUGUUAAGAGGUUUCGGGAGCAUGAUAGUGAUUCUGAUUUGGAACAUGAUGAGCUGGCGGCGGUUGGCACCAACAGCCUUUCUGUUCUUACAGACACUACAAAUGAAAGUGGUAUAUGGCAAGAUUCACCCAAGUCAGAAGCUGCUGAAAUUGAUACAACAAUUUUUCUCUCUUUUGGAUGGGAGAAUGAAAAACCGUAUGAAAAAGCUGUUGAAAAAUUUAAAGUUCUAUCGUUAUUCAUAAGUGAAUAA
This is a messenger RNA of Lactuca virosa, 894 nucleotides long. Lineage: Eukaryota; Viridiplantae; Streptophyta; Magnoliopsida; Asterales; Asteraceae. The record is from the annotation of a GenBank genome assembly.